Lepisosteus oculatus (spotted gar) is the source of this 2874-nucleotide messenger RNA. Lineage: Eukaryota; Metazoa; Chordata; Actinopteri; Semionotiformes; Lepisosteidae. The record is from RefSeq and is a predicted model, not a curated record.
AUGGCAGCGUUCUUACAGGCAGCCCAAGCAGAAGGCAUUUGCAUCGAAUAUUCGGAGGCCUUUUACAGAACAAAUCCCAGGGAGAAAAUUCUGAAAGUUGUGGAUGUCAUAAAGAAAUCCACUGCAAAGGUUAUUGUAGCAUUCAUAGCAACUGGUGACAUGGUUGUUCUGCUUAGAGAAUUAUCCACUCAGGAUAUUCCUGUCUUUCAAUGGAUAGGUAGUGAAUCCUGGAUCAUAGAUCCAGGGUUUCUCCAGUACAGCCUGUUGAGUGGAUCGAUAGGAUUUGGCAUCCCAAAAUCUGUUAUUCCAGGGUUGAAAGAGUUCCUGGUGAAGAUCAGUCCAGGUGAGGUCACCAGCAGCCCCCUGCUGACAGAGUUUUGGGAGAGUGCUUUCAGCUGUAUCUUUUCAGCUAACAACACCUCUUCAAGCAAGAAAGUGUGCACAGGGUCAGAGAACUUACGAGAACUGCAAAACGCCUACACAGAUACGUCUCAGCUGAGGGUACUGCAGCAGCUUAAAACUGUGAAUUUUACAACCAACAAUGGGGACAGAGUUUACUUUGAUGCAAAUGGAGACCCAGCAGCCACCUAUGAGUUGGUAAACUGGCAGGUGAAUGAAGAAGGAAAAGCUCAGUUUGUGACAGUCGGCCACUAUGAUGCAUCAGCACCUGAGGGACAGACCUUUACAAUGAACGACAGAACUAUCAUCUGGGCAGGAGGGAAAAGCAAGUUUCUUUAUAGUUUAGAUCUCAGAGAGCUUCGAUUUGCUCGGGCAAUGAUCUUUGCCAUCGAGGAGAUAAACAACAGUUCAGAGAUCCUUCCCGGAGUCACACUGGGCUACAGGAUCUAUGAUUCUUGUGCAGCUAUACCAGUGGCUCUGAAAGCUGCCCUUGAUUUGAUGAACGGGCAGGAGGCAGUUUUUUCCACCAACACCUCUUGCACCAAACCAGCCUUUGUCCCAGCCAUAGUGGCGGAGUCUGGAUCUACACCUACAAUAGCCAUUUCCAGAGUUGUUGGGCCCUUCAGCAUUCCAGUGGUGAGUUAUUUUGCUACAUGUGCUUGUCUGAGCAACAAACACGAUUUCCCAACGUUUUUCAGAACGAUCCCCAGCGAUUAUUUCCAGGCAACAGCCCUGGCACAGCUUGUCAAACACUUCGGAUGGACUUGGAUUGGCGCAGUAAGAAGUGAUAACGAUUACGGAAACUUCGGGAUGGCAGCGUUCUUACAAGCAGCCCAAGCAGAAGGCAUUUGUAUCGAAUAUUCGGAAGCCUUUUACAGAACAAAUCCCAGGGAGAAAAUUCUGAAAGUUGUGGAUGUCAUAAAGAAAUCCACUGCAAAGGUUAUUGUUGCAUUCCUUGCAACAGGUGACAUGCUUGUUCUGCUUCAGGAAUUAUCCACUCAGGAUAUUCCUGCCUUGCAGUGGGUAGGCAGUGAAACUUGGCUCACUGAUCCAGAGGUCCUGCAUUACAACCUGUUGAGUGGAUCGAUAGGAUUUGGCAUCCCAAAAUCCGUUAUUCCAGGGUUGAAAGAGUUCCUGGUGAAGAUCAGUCCAGCUGAGAUCGCCAGCAGCCCCCUGCUGACAGAGUUUUGGGAGAGUGCUUUCAGCUGUAGCUUCUCAGCUAACAACACCUCUUCAAGCAAGAAAGUGUGCACAGGGUCAGAGAAUUUACGAGAACUGCAAAACCCCUACACAGAUGCGUCUCAGUUAAGAAUUACUUAUAAAGUGUACAAAGCAGUCUAUGCUAUCGCUCAUUCGAUUCAUAAUCAGAUAUGCAAGAAUUCUCCAUCUUCUCUUUUGCAGUGUGAGAAAAACAUAAAGCUUGAGCCAUGGCAGGUACUGCAGCAGCUUAAAACUGUGAAUUUCACAACCAAGAGUGGGGACAGAGUUUACUUUGAUGCAAAUGGAGACCCAGCAGCCACCUAUGAGCUGGUAAACUGGCAGGUGAAUGAAGAAGGAAAAGCCCAGUUACUGACAGUCGGCCACUAUGAUGCAUCAGCACCUGAGGGACAGACCUUUACAAUGAACGACAGAACUAUCAUCUGGGCAGGAGGGAAAAGCAAGAUCCCUAAAUCAGUGUGCAGUGAGAGCUGCGCUCCAGGCACUCGGAAGGCUGUUCAGAAGGGAAGGCCUGCCUGCUGCUUUGACUGUGUACCGUGUGCUGAAGGAGAGAUCAGCAACACUACAGAUUCCACGGAUUGCAUGACUUGUCCACUACAGUACUGGCCAAACGCUCAAAAGGACAAGUCUGACUGGUCCUGUAUGUUGCGCCACACAGCAUUUGGGAUCACAUUUGUCCUGUGCAUCUCUUGUGUUCUGGGGAAAACAAUAGUGGUGUUAAUGGCCUUUAAGGCUACACUGCCAGGCAAUAACAUUAUGAAAUGGUUUGGCCCCACACAGCAGCGCUUAAGUGUUCUGGGUUUCACACUAGUACAGGUAUUGAUAUGUAUUCUUUGGUUGAUAAUAUCACCUCCUUUUCCAAACAUGAACAUGAAAUAUUAUGCAGAGAGAAUCAUUCUGGAGUGUGACCUGGGAUCUGCAGGUGCAUUCUGGGCUGUGUUAGGGUAUAUAGGAUUCCUCUCUGCCAUGUGCUUUGUGCUCGCUUUCCUGGCUCGGAAUCUACCUGAUAACUUCAAUGAAGCCAAAUUCAUUACGUUCAGCAUGCUCAUAUUCUGUGCUGUCUGGAUCACCUUUAUCCCAGCUUAUAUCAGCUCUCCCGGAAAAUUUACAGUAGCUGUGGAAAUAUUUGCUAUUUUAGCUUCAAGUUUUGGUUUGAUAAUCUGUAUUUUUGUUCCGAAAUGCUAUAUUAUAUUACUGCAGCCUGAAAAGAAUACAAAAAAACACAUGAUAGGUAAAGUGCCCUCUAAAUCUCUUUGA